CAAUCGGUGAGUCGAUCCAUUUCAAGUGACGCUAAUCAAUUUCCGGUCACCGGCCACUUAGGUCGGCUUUCUUCUUUAAAAUACUCGCUCGAUGGAGACACGAGGCCACCGCUCUACUGCUGAGCGAAGAAAUCUUACACAUCACGAUCUAGGAGCCAAUAAAGAGGAAGAAGACGACGAAGAAAUAUGCCAAGAGUGAGACACUUCCACACAAAUGGCGGAAAUCUCAAUAGAGUGCAUUCCUGAGGCAACUACUGUCUUGGUCGUAUAAGAAAGAGAGGAAAAGGAAGAGAAAGAGAGGCGUUGAAACUCAAAAUGUCGGGGAUCUUCUCUCUGUUUUCCGGUAGUAGGAGUGGGCACCAGACAACGCAGAGCACAACUACGAUUCAGGAUGAAAGGGAAGCACAAGUUGCUGAAAAAGGAGACCCCUUGGCUACCACUUCGCGUCGCGGAUUUGAAGUUGAUAGUGGAUUUAGACCUGUGGAGCACCCCGUCGAGCCCAUCAACCAGGAUCAACCUGUCAGAUGUCCAUUAUCAGAACCUUCAAUACUAAAUGAUGGAAGAAUUUGGAAGGAAAGGAUAUCUUCUACUGGUGCCCCAGCGAAAGCUGACCUUCUUGUUGUGAAGAAAGGGGGAACAAAGCUUGAAAAAGUGAGUGUUGGAAGAAGACACAAAUCUGCUCCAAGAACUCGCCCAGCAUCUCUAAGCGCAACAGAAGAGAUCAUCUUAAAGCUGCCUGAAAAAUGUACAGUUGAUGGAGACAGAACCGCUACAAGCUAAACCAUUUGUUUGAAUCUCUUUCGUACAGUUUCUUCUGUAUUGUUAUGAUCAAGUCCAAAUGUAUUUUUAGUCGGUUCUCUCUUUGCUUAUUAUAAGUUUUAAUUUCUAUCAAACGAAUUGUGUACUACUAAUGAACAGUAAUAGCAACAUUAUUGUUAGUAAUAAUAACUUUAUGCUAUUUGUU
Molecule: messenger RNA, 964 nt
Organism: Dendrobium catenatum
Lineage: Eukaryota; Viridiplantae; Streptophyta; Magnoliopsida; Asparagales; Orchidaceae
Exons: 3
Coding region: 316-780 (154 amino acids)
Source: RefSeq, a predicted model, not a curated record